AUGCACGGCGAGGCAUCCCGCGUGGGGCUCCUUUCGCUACCACCCGAAAUCCUCGACAGCAUCGCCAGCUAUGCCGCCAUGUCGAAUACCUCGUUCGCCUCUUCCUCCACCUCGGCACCCUGCAGCUUUCUCUACGACGCAUCACUUCGAUCUUCCAAGGUGGUCACUCCACCCACCGAUUUGCACGCCCUGCAGCUGGUCUGCAGACGACUUUACUCACUGCUGAGUCUCGAGUCCAACCCUCGUCUCUAUGCUAGAGUGUUCCGCAGCAAGUUCGACACCGCCGCCAUCGGGCGACGCUUUGGAAACCCUGCACUCACCUCUCACAACCUCGCCAACGAGCUGCGCAGACGCUGCAUCUUGCUCAAACGCAUGCGACGGUGCGUCGCCACCGCUGCCGAAGCGCACUCCAACGAUGGUGUGGCGCUGUUUGAGGACGAUGAAUCCAUCACCGAGAUGCUGUGGCUGGCGUACCUCAUGAUGCUUGAGAACGACGGGUUGAACUACGAGCAGCUCUGCUGGGCGCAGUUGCACAGUUUUCUAGCGCUGCAUCAUGCGUCCGAGAUGCUCGACGGCGCGGUACAGGCAGGUUACCCGUCGGAUGCGACGCACAAAGCGUUGGCGUUGCAUCUAAUCUACUUGCUCACCGAUCCGGAACAAUUGGCAUUCGAACCGAAGGGAGAGGCGGUCGAGAGGUUGUUUGUGCUGAGGCCAUUUGUGUUUGCAGCUCACAAGUUUGACGCCUUUAUGGCUCCCUGGACGCUUCGCAACUUGCCGCUCACAAAAAACGCAAAUAGUAAUGACAUCAACGAUGCCAAUGGCUCCGUUGGCUCGAGCGGUGAAAAUGGACACCAGCAGCCCGACGAAGCAGCACACCAGGCGUCACAGGGUGGUGGAGACGCACCAACAUUGGCGACGAAUCCUUUUCUGGCCGACCUUACACCUCGCGACCGCACGUGUGUAGUGGAUCACGUCGGCGGGCAGCUGCGUAUCGCAGCGCCCAUCCUCGCCCAAGGUGCGUGUUUCAGCUUCUUCAUGAAAGUUGAAAAGGACCCUGCGGUGCUAGGCAUGACCGCACUCUCAGAUCCCGACGACCCGAGCAGCGAAACCAUCGUCCGUCAACCUGCCGCCACUCGCCCCCCGCUCUCGCUCACUUCGGCGGAUCACGACAAGGACGUCUCGCGCCUCCUUUCGUGUCUCGACCCUACCCGCUCGCCCGGCCUACCCCCUCUUUUCUUCAGGGGCAUGUUCGAGGGAAUCUGGGAAGGCAGAUUUAGCUUUUUCGACUUUGAUUCGUACCGCGAGAUGCUAGCGGGCAGGAUGAGGAGUCUGUACGAAGGGCCGUUUGGCGAGCAGCCGCAGAUCUGGAAGAUCAAGGAGAAGGUUGUUAGGUUGGGGCCGAGCGAAGUGGAAGGUGGCAAGGGCAGUUUGUUGGCUGCAGGGUAUACGACGAGUGAGGCACCCCAGGAUUCGUCGGCGUCGGCGUCGGCGACAGCAGCGGCGGCAGGCGGUACGACGUCGAUGGACGCAAAAGGGAAAUCAAAAGCGUUACCGCAAGAUUGGGAUCGAUACCCGUCGUUUCCGGACGAAGAUGGUCGCGAACGAUACGAGAUUUUGCUCUCCGGCACUGGCCACUCUGCAUGGGGUCGCUUUGUCGUCCGCGGUCGCGUCCGAACGUGGGACGGCAUGCUUAUCAUGACCAAAGAGUAUCGUCCCGACGGUCGUGGCAAGUGGUUGUACAGGGGAUACUCGGUGGCUGGCGGAAAACUGGUGGGUAGGUGGAGAGAUACGUUUACCCCGGAUAACAUGUAUGGCUACGAGGGGUGUUUUUUGUUUCAACGUCGAGGUGGGGCGUAG
Messenger RNA from Sporisorium graminicola, 1857 nucleotides. RefSeq lists its product as uncharacterized. The coding region runs from base 1 to 1857 and encodes 618 amino acids. The transcript has 2 exons. The record is from RefSeq and is a predicted model, not a curated record. NCBI's taxonomy places the organism in Eukaryota, Fungi, Basidiomycota, Ustilaginomycetes, Ustilaginales, Ustilaginaceae.